AUGAAUUGCGCUAGAUGUAAAAGCCUUGCCAAAACUUACAAAACGUGCAUUACCUGCAAUAGUAGCUAUCAUCCGAGUUGUCUCAAAGAGGUGCUAAAAAAUAAACCUCCCACUUUUUGCUGUGUGAAAUCUAUUGCUUCGAUUAAAUCACCAUCUGAUUCUCACUCCAGUAUUAUUAGGCUAGCUAGUCUUGCUUUAUCAACCUCAAGCAGAAAUCGCUCUGCUCUGUUCAGUGUAAAAUCUAUAGGCUCAAGUCGAAAUUCAAGUAGAUAUCACUCUACUUUAUCCAGUUUUAAAUCUGCAUUCGAAUUAUUAAUUGCGGACAUUAAACCGCAUAUAAUUACACUAGUAGAAACUUGGUUAAAUCCAGAUGUCAAAAUAUCUUUUGAUAAUUACACUGUCAUUCGUCGUGAUAGAGCACUCAUUGAUGAUGCCGGACGUUUUAUCAGAGGUGGUGGUGUGGCCUGUUUCAUUCACAAAUCAUUGAAGUCCUCUAUUCGUCAGUUUCUCAGCAUAAAAAUCAUCCUGAUAAUAGACAUCUCUCCAGCAGUCGGAUCACACAUUCUUUUGUCGUCCAUCUAUAGAAGGCUUCAAGGUGAGCCACUAAAUAAUUUCUUUAUUGAAUUUAAUAAAUUCUAUCCACAUUAUAGAAAUGUUAUUAUCACGGGAGAUCUAAAUUCAAAUUUAUUAAAGAGUGAUAAAUCAUCGCAACAUCUCAAGUCAUUCAUUACUGAUUCAGCUCUAUAUUGUGUACCCUAUGGUGCGACAUAUCAUCAAAAUGGAGUAAGAAAACUAUAUCGUCAAAAAACACCGUGGCUGACGAAAGACCUCAAGCUGGAGUUACAUAAUCGUGAUACUAUUUAUAAGCAAGCUCGCAGAACGGGGAAUUUAAAUCUCUUAUCCUUAUAUAAAAAACUAAGAAGCGAAUUAAAAAUUAAGAUAUGUGAUGCACGUGAUAAUUAUUUUAAAAAUGUUUUAGAGGAAAGUGCUCAGGGCUCUGACAUUUGGUCCAAGCUGAAAAAGCUAGGAAUUAUUAAACCUAGGCAGUCUUCACCACUGGAUCACUUUGAUGCGAAUUUACUGAAUAAUUUCUACGCUAGUACUGUUACCAAAUACCCGUCAUGUGACAAAAAUUUCGUCUUUGAUCUACCCAAUCAUCAUACGAAACAAGUAAAUUGUGUCUUCAACUGGUCAAAGUUAGAUAUUGUUGAUGUGACAAAAAAUCUCCAGCUAACGUUAUCAAAAUCUAAAGGCAGCAAAGGAAAACUGAAUUUACUUGAUGAUUUUGACCUACCACCAAUCAUUGUUGAUGGUAAUGUCAUACCUUAUGUCGAUACCACUAAACAUCUAGGCAUCGAACUAUCGAAUAACCUCUCAUGGAAUGCUCAUACUUCGCAAAUCUCUAGGAAGGCCUAUGCUGCGUUAAACAGCUUGAAGUAUAGGAAAAAUAUCUUAUCUAAAUCUUGUCGCAAGCUACUUGUCACUACUACCAUCCUACCGAUAAUUAAUUAUUGCUUUCUUGUAUUGUUAGACUCAUCAAAAGGACUUGAUAUCAAAUUACAACGCAUACUAAAUAGUACAAUAAGAUUCAUCUUUAAUCUUAAGCGGGAUGAGCAUAUCACGCCCUAUCGUCAAGAUUUAAGAUGGCUCAGUAUCAGGAUGCAUAGGAUUUAUAGUCUGGCAUGUUAUUUUUACAAGUUAUUGCAGACUGGAGAACCAAAAUAUCUGCGAAAACUGUUCUGUGAUGAAGAUGAAAGUGUUAGGCGUUCGGAUAGACUUGCUCAGAAAAAUAAUAAUAUUAUCUUCAGAAUUCCUAAUUUCCAUUCUGUUGUCUUUGAACGCUCAUUCGUAGUGUCAGCUAAACGCCUAUGGCAGGAACUUCCGCUGGAUGUCAUAAGCUCUUUAUCAAUAGGGAGUUUUAAACUCAAAAUGCUAAAUUACCUUUUGGAUCUUGAAGCUGGUGGUAAAGACGAAUUAGUAGGAGUUGUAAAUCUUGUAAACAUUGUUAAGAGUAGAUUUGUAAAUUUGUAA
Messenger RNA from Cotesia congregata, 2031 nucleotides. The record is from the annotation of a GenBank genome assembly. NCBI's taxonomy places the organism in Eukaryota, Metazoa, Arthropoda, Insecta, Hymenoptera, Braconidae.